Acipenser ruthenus (sterlet) is the source of this 2266-nucleotide messenger RNA. RefSeq names its product sideroflexin-1. NCBI's taxonomy places the organism in Eukaryota, Metazoa, Chordata, Actinopteri, Acipenseriformes, Acipenseridae. Gene Ontology annotation, molecular function: monoatomic ion transmembrane transporter activity. Gene Ontology annotation, cellular component: mitochondrial inner membrane. The coding region runs from base 121 to 1089 and encodes 322 amino acids. The record is from RefSeq and is a predicted model, not a curated record. The transcript is spliced from 11 exons. Gene Ontology annotation, biological process: monoatomic ion transport; serine import into mitochondrion.
CUCUGUAGUGCGCAAUCUCUUCCGGUUGAAAAUCUGCUCGCUUCUCCACUCACCAGCACCGGUGGCGGACUGUUAAGAUUUAGAAGGCAGAACGAUUGGAAAGCCGCACACAAGAUCAACAUGUCUGCCGAACUGCCUAAAAAUAUUAAUGUCAAGGAGCCCCGCUGGGAUCAGGAGACGAUGUCUGGAAGAGCAAAGCACUUUUUUACUGUAACAGACCCCAGGAAUAUUCUGUUAACCAACGAACAGCUGGACAAUGCGAAAAAAAUAAUACACGAUUACAGGCAAGGUUCUGUGUCCCCAGGCCUGACAGAAGAUGAGCUCUGGAGGGCGAAGUACAUCUACGACUCCGCCUUCCACCCGGAUACCGGGGAAAAGAUGAUUCUGAUUGGCAGAAUGUCUGCCCAGGUGCCAAUGAAUAUGACCAUCACAGGAUGUAUGAUGACCUUCUACAAGACAACCCCAGCGGUUAUUUUAUGGCAGUGGAUUAACCAGUCUUUCAACGCAAUAGUAAAUUACACCAAUAGGAGUGGAGAUGCACCCCUUACUGUAAGUCAGCUCGGUACAGCCUAUGUGUCUGCCACCACCGGUGCUGUUGCUACUGCUUUAGGACUUAAUGCACUAACAAAGCGUGUUUCACCACUUAUUGGCCGUUUUGUUCCCUUUGCCGCUGUAGCUGCUGCUAACUGUAUCAAUAUUCCACUAAUGAGGCAAAGGGAAUUGAAAUACGGUAUUCCUGUCACAGAUGAAAACGAUAACCGGUUAGGAGAAUCAACAAAAGCGGCCCAGCAAGCCAUUACACAGGUGGUCAUCUCCAGGAUCCUGAUGGCUGCCCCUGGCAUGGCUAUCCCACCUUUCAUUAUGAACACUUUGGAAAAGAGAGCCUUUUUAAAGAGAUUUCCAUGGAUGAAUGCCCCGAUCCAGGUGGGACUGGUUGGCUUCUGUUUGGUGUUCGCAACUCCCCUGUGUUGUGCGUUGUUUCCACAAAAGAGCUCCAUAUUAGUGAGCCGCUUGGAGCCUGAACUACAAGAGAAGAUCAGAAAGACAAACCCUGGUGUGGAACGUGUCUACUUCAACAAAGGACUGUAAACACAAGGCCAUUUCAGACUCCACAGACUACAUGCGAAGAACGCAGCUUGUUAGGAAUUUUCAGUCUGUGUGCCAAAGUUUGAUUAUCAUUAUUUUUCCUUAAAGGUUUUACCCAGUGUGUCUUUUUAAUGUGUUCACUGUUUUAAAACACAUGUUACAUAUCAAACCCAUGAAGGUUUCAAUUGUUUAGCAAUGGCAAAGAACUGAAGUUAGACACACCGUAUUGUCAUUCAUUGUUUACUAAUAUCUUACUUGCCAAAAAGAAGCCAUGAAACUGAAAGGUCCUUUAGUUUUAUAUUUAACUAACCUAUUGCAACCAAAAAAAAAAAAAAAAAGAAAUUUAUUACAAAAUGCUUUAUUUCAGAAUCUUUCUUUUCAAAUUUGUUUUAGAAGUGCAUAUUUGUUAAAUAAACUAAUUGCCAAUGAAUCCAAAUCUGUUUAAACACAGCCCUUUAGUAAAAGAUUAAAAGAUAUUACUGAGUUUUAGGGGAUGGCAAAAUUUGAGUUUAAUGUUAAUGAUGGACAACAAUUUACAGCGUCUGUGGUCAGAAAUGCUGAAAAUUACUAAAGGAAGACAGUCACACCUUCGUGCCAGUGGUAUACUGAUUACAACAACAUUAUUAAGCACAAGCUACAAUGCAUGCACACACAAACUACCAAUGGCACUGAGUACCAGUCUUUAUUAUUAUAAUUAUUAAUAAGGUGCUGAAAAGACUGUUUAUGAUUUAGCCGAAAUGGUUCCUAAAAUUUUAAGACUUGGUCUGCCUUCUCUUAUUGCAUCUCUAAUUUCACCGUGCAAGAAUCAAAUAGAUUGUGCCACGUCAAAAUCAGUGAUAAGUUUCUUUGACCGAAGCUUUUGACCUUUUGCAUUGAACAGCCCUAAAUGAUGACAGUUUCACUGUAAUAGAACAGUUACCAAGAUCAAGGUGUGACAACAGCAGCAACAUAUUUCAGGAGAAUUUUUUUUAUUAUUAUUUUGCCAGGAUGUGCAAUAAUAGAUACAAAUCUAGAAAAAUAAACGGUUCUAUUUAAAUAUGGUUUACAAUAAAUAUGUGAUGUAGAGAUUUCAAUACAGGUUUUAAAUUGGUAGUGGAAUGUCUUGACAGUGUUUCGUUGUUAUUGGAGGUGUUGUAUUGUGUAGAUUAACUGGAAGAAAUAAAGAUACAUUUUCACUGGA